UUUGCUUUUGAAGUGCUCAACCAUCUGUGAGACUCUAUCCCCUUCCUUCCCUUUUGGGAUAUUAUUAUUUCGCCGCGUGGAGAGAUGUCGCCGCUCUUUCGCCGGAAGUCAAUCGGGAUCCACCGCUACUCCUAACUUCAAUCCCUUUUUUUCCUGCUGUAACUAUGAAGCUGAAAAGGUGAAAGCUUUUAGUUAAUUGGGGAUUCUGUUAGGUUCUAGGGUUUUAUCAGCUUUUUGAUUUGAUGGAGCCGAGAGUGGGAAACAAGUUUCGGCUCGGGAGGAAGAUCGGCAGUGGAUCGUUUGGAGAGAUCUAUCUUGGUACGAAUAUACAGACGAAUGAAGAAGUUGCCAUUAAACUUGAAAAUGUGAAAACUAAGCAUCCUCAGUUGCUUUAUGAAUCAAAAUUGUAUAAAGUAUUACAGGGAGGAACCGGUGUUCCAAACGUUAAAUGGUAUGGUACUGAAGGGGACUAUAACGUCCUUGUGAUAGACUUGCUGGGGCCUAGCCUUGAAGAUCUAUUCAACUUCUGUAGUAGGAAACUCUCACUUAAGACUGUACUGAUGCUUGCAGAUCAAAUGAUCAAUCGCAUUGAAUUUGUUCAUCAGAAGUCAUUUCUACACCGGGACAUCAAGCCUGACAACUUUCUGAUGGGUCUCGGAAGGCGCGCAAAUCAGGUAUAUGUCAUCGACUUUGGUCUGGCAAAGAAGUAUCGAGACUCAAAUAAUCAGCAUAUUCCGUACAGGGAAAACAAAAACUUGACUGGAACGGCUAGAUACGCCAGCAUGAACACUCACCUUGGCAUAGAACAAAGUCGUAGAGAUGAUUUGGAGUCACUUGGAUUUGUUCUCAUGUACUUCUUAAAAGGAAGUCUUCCUUGGCAAGGACUGAAAGCUGGCAAUAAGAAGCAAAAGUAUGAGAGAAUCAGUGAAAAGAAAGUAUCGACAUCUAUUGAGUCUUUGUGUCGAGGAUAUCCAUCUGAAUUCGCUUCUUACUUCCAUUACUGCCGCUCCCUGAGAUUUGACGACAAGCCAGACUAUGCCUACCUGAAGCGACUUUUCCGUGACCUGUUUAUUCGCGAAGGCUUCCAGUUUGAUUAUGUAUUUGAUUGGACAAUCUUGAAGUAUCAGCAAUCACAGAUUUCUGCUCCGCCUCCCCGUCCCCACGGCGCUGGAGUUGGUCCUAGCUCUGGCUUACCCCCUGCUAUCGCUAGUGCUGAGAGACCAUCAGGUGGCGAGGAAGUUAGACCUUCUGGUUGGUUAUUAGGGAACCCUAGACGAAGUUCUGGACAUAUUUUUAACUCAGGAAGCUCUGCUAAACAAAAGGCUCCAGUUUCAAGUGAUCCUGCAAUAUCUAAAGAUGUAGUGUUAUCAAGCUCUAGCUUUCUCCGUGCAACUGGAUCAUCAAGACGUGCUACUGUCUCCAGUAGUCGCGAGCCUGCAGUUCCUGGAACUGACUCUGAGCCAUCGAAACCUCAAAACAUUGAAGCUGGAUCAAGCUCCAACCCAAAGAUCCAUGGUGGUCGAAGCUCACCUAUCGUCUCAUCUGAUAACAACAAGCUAUCAUCUCCCUCAAGGGGGAAUACUUCAGUGAUGAAGAACUAUGAGUCCAACCUUAAAGGGAUCGAGAGUCUGCAUUUUUAGUCUCUGCUGGGGAUCACUGAACCAGUGAAUGAUCGUUGAACUCCCCCGGGACAGAGUGUAAAUUAAAAGACAAAAGAAAACCUUUGUUAGGCUCUCUCCCCAUGUAUUACGUGCAUUUGUGUUUACGGGGAGAUAUAAGCACUCUCAAAUAACAAAGAUAAAGAAAGACUCUGAAGAAGUGAUUCCAGAGAAACACAAACUCAAAGAGGAUGAGAUCAAGGAGACUAAAGACUUGAAACACUCUUUAAGUCCUCAUUUGUUAUUUUCUUAAUGUCUGUUUGUAUUUGUGUCGUUUGGUAUUGCAAAGUUAAAAUUCUUUCGUGUCUCAAAGAGAUUUGAAGUGUCAGGCACAAAAGAAGGGUUUUUCUUAUAUUUUCAUCUACUCGUGUUUACAGCA
This is a messenger RNA of Brassica napus (rape), 2037 nucleotides long. RefSeq names its product casein kinase 1-like protein 2. Gene Ontology annotation, cellular component: nucleus; cytoplasm. Gene Ontology annotation, molecular function: protein serine/threonine kinase activity; ATP binding. The coding region runs from base 243 to 1640 and encodes 465 amino acids. Gene Ontology annotation, biological process: peptidyl-serine phosphorylation; endocytosis; signal transduction. Lineage: Eukaryota; Viridiplantae; Streptophyta; Magnoliopsida; Brassicales; Brassicaceae. The record is from RefSeq and is a predicted model, not a curated record. The transcript is spliced from 14 exons.